AUUAGACUGCGCAUACAAGGUGACUUUAGAUUAUUGAUAACAAACAGUCAGUAGAAAUGGCAACCGCUGACGUUGAAGGUAGUGAUUUAAAGGAUACCUGUAAUUCUGGACCCAAAGGCCAGGAUCGAACAAAUGGGAGUGCCAGACUCGGAAAAAGAACAGAAGAAGAAAUAAGAGAGGAGCAUCGGACUUUGAGAGUAUUACGCAAAAUCGAGGGACAUCAAAACCAGAUUUUCGAGGUCGUAUCAUCAAUAAAACGCGAAUUAUGCAGUUCCAGAACAACUUCAAAAGAGGGUCAAGAGAUUGACAAUCAUCCCCACGAUCAGAUUGAUACAAGUGUCGACGCAAACAACCUGGCAAUCGAAAUAACACAGGAAGGAGAACAUAUAUCUGAGUUAAACCUCCAGCUAGAUGAGAAGAAACAAACGAUCACAAAAUUGAAUGAAACUGUUGCAGAUAAUGAAGAGCAAAUAGACGUUUUGAAUGUUGAGGUCAGAAAGCUUGCGGCAGAAAAGGAACAGUUAAGUGGAGAUGGUGAGAAUAACAAGGCAAGAAUAGAAGAACUUCAAAAGAAGCUAACAGACAAAAAUGAAAAGAUAAAAGAAAUCGAAAAACAAAGGAGUACCUUAAUAGAAGAUAUUGGAGAAAAGAACGGUGCAGUUGAAGCGCUUAAGCAACAGCUGGAAUAUAAAACCAAUUUGGCACAGCUACAAUGGCAAUUGCACCAGAUGAGUGACACAGCCGAGCAGAACAGUUGUCUACAAAAAAGAUGUUCAAGUAUGGAAAAAGAGAUAGCAACAAAUGCUGAGGAAAUAGACGAUUUAAACAGAGAAAAGGAAGAUUUACUUGCCGAGGUUAACGAACAAAGACAAGCACGAGACAAUCAAUCCAACGAGCUGCAACAGAAAAAAGACGAAAAUGUUUUUCUUCUUAGCCAACUGUCGAAAAAAGAACACAGGAUAAUUGAGCUGGUUGAGGAAAAAACUGGGGCCAAAUAUGAAAUUGAGGGACUGAAAAAAGACAUUCAGAAGGAAAGAGAAAAGAUAAUUGAGCUGGUUGAGGAAAAAACUGGGGCCAAAUACGAAAUAAAGGCACUGAAAAAAGACAUUCAGAAGGAAAGAGAAAACUCAACUGAAAUUACGAAAAAGCAAAACGAGUUAGAUGAAGCUAAAAAGGAAAUCGAAAAGUACAAAAUGGAACUGGAGGAAGAAAAAGCAAAAAAAAAAGUCGAACUUGACGAAGCAACAUCUGAAACGUCUGAAGUCCUAGAAAAAUUGGCUGGAGCAGAGUCUGCAUUAUUGGCGGGUGAUGAAUCAUUCAAAAGAAAGAAAACAAACAGGCGACGAAACAAUUCUGCUGGCGACACUAGCCGCGCACGUGGACGGUUUGAGACCGGAGACCCGCAGCUCGGUUAUUUGAAUGAUAGCGACGCAAGAACCAAUUCUGAGUUCAAUGAUUAUAACAAAUAUGACAUUCUAACUGACUUUAGCGACUAACCAUUGUUUUAGUAAUAAACUGAACUUAGAAACAUCGAAUGUUACGGGCGUAAUGUCCACUACUAGCUACUUGAGUGACUGUUUAAUGCAAAGAAACAUACACAUUUUUGGAAUAGCUGAACAUUGGUUGUAUAACAGUGAUUUGUAUUUCUUAAAUUGCAUAAACAUUCAGUACUGUAGUCACGCAAUCUCAGACCCUGACUCUUUUAAAACCUAGCUAUAGAAGGGUCGGAAAAGGGGGACUAGCAAUAAUGUGGCAUCGUCAUUUAAAUGAAUAUGUAUCGCCGAUAACGUUUAACUCUAAAUAUAUCAUAGGCAUUGAAUUUAAUGUAAGCCCUUGCCAAUAUUUGUAUGCUUUCGGGUAUAUCUUCCCUGCAAAAAAUACUCUGUAGAUGCAUUUAGACACGCCUAAAUGAUGUAGAAAAUGAUGUUAUACAAUUUUCACCUAAAGGAACUGUUGCUGUAAUGGGCGAUUUUAACAGAGAGUUUCCUUCACGUGAACAAAACAUAUAUGUGCUUAGACUACGUGGCCAUUCUCUAACAGAUACUUUACUUCGAAAUAACAUUGUUGCAGUAGAUGGUCUGCCAAUUUGCACAGGCGCGCUAUUUAGUAACUUGCCUUUCAAUAGUAAAAGAUAAACUCUUCCUAUACUUGUACAAUUGCAAAUGUUAAAAGUUUCCAAAUAUAAGAUGAAGAUUGUACACAUUUUCAACACAUCGCCCUAUCAUAAUGAGUAUUGUCGUUCCCAUAUAUAUGUUAAGGAAACUUAGCAGUUGAAUACAGACACGCGGUUUGUUAACUGACAGACGGUAAAGCCGAGCUACAUUUAAAACUACAAGGCUAGAAUAGAAGGGAGCCAAGAGUCAAUACAUCUAUCCAGUAAAAUACCUCUAGUAGAAGAAGAUAUUAACGCCUACUACCGUGAAUUUGUUACAGAUAUAAACUAGGUAACUAGAAAGUAUAUACCAAAUGCAAUAUUUUAACCUUAUAGCAAACCUUAUUGAACUAAAAAUAUUUCACUCCUUCACAAGAAAAUGAUAGGUGUUUGGAGUAAAUGGAUACUUAAUUGAGGUGAAAUGCACGAAUCGUCGAACACACGAAAAAGUUUAUGGAACGGCUAAAGUGGAGUUCAGAAAAACUCACAGAUAUGCAGUGCAGAACUAUAUACUGAAACUUAAACAAGAGGUACACGAAACAACAGAAAUGGACCAAAAUAAUUAUGGAAACUUAUGUUAAAGUUCCAUUUUGUUCCGAAAGAAUUAAAACGAGGAGUAAUAACAACGGUGUUCAAAGAUGCAAAUAAAAAUAAAUCAGACCCUAACAGUUAUCGAGCAAUAUCCUUAUGUUCAACUAUCCUUAAACUAUUUGAAAAUGUAUUACUAUACAAAUUAGACGAGUUAUGUCGACCAACGAGAAAUUCUCUAAAAAGGCCGCGAAAUUGUUAAAGAGGAGACCGGCUUUAUCCACUUAGGAGUUUAUUGUGACAAAAUUGUAUCGAUUGAUCUCAAUAUCAACGACGCUUGCAAUAAAAUAAGGAAAACAUAUUUGAGCCUUUAUACAUCUGUAUGAAACCAUAGUUUUGAGUAAAGGACUAUUCGGAUAUUAGCUAUAGUCAUCGAUGCUGGAGACACACAGAUCAUUACCAGAAACGACAAUGUAUUAAAGCUAUGCAGUUUUUACAGAAAUCUACAAGAACCGACUUUAUUUUUCAUCAGUAGGCCUAAUUCCUAUUGAAAUGAAAUCGAAAAAAAGAAACUGUUCCUUCUAGGCCAAAUGUGUCACUCAUCAAACCACAAGAGUGUGAAGAUACUAUCCAAUUAUCGACUUGUACAAAAAAUUUAAUUACCACAAAAUAUAAAUGGCUUUUUCCCAGAUAUAUUAACAAUUCUUGGAAAGUAUGAAUUCCACGAACAUAUGAAGACAUACAUUGAAAGCGGACAAUUUCCUAAAAUAUCGAUAUGGACAAGCCGUGUAAAAAGACAUUACGUUUUCAAUGAGUUUUAUCGACGACUAACAAUUGAUGAAGCAUAUCCGAUUUUAUCAGCAUGCAAAGUGAAAUCGCUCCAUGUAUAUCUUGGAAAUUUGCAAAACUGUACAGAGAAUACCUACCGUACUGUCAGACAAUUAUUUUCCUGUUCUGUAAACUGUUUUCAUGUCGUGUUUAUUUGCCUACAAUGUAAAAUGCAAACUGAA
Molecule: messenger RNA, 3690 nt
Organism: Mya arenaria
Lineage: Eukaryota; Metazoa; Mollusca; Bivalvia; Myida; Myidae
Product: myosin heavy chain, striated muscle-like
Exons: 16
Coding region: 57-1496 (479 amino acids)
Source: RefSeq, a predicted model, not a curated record